Molecule: messenger RNA, 544 nt
Organism: Hordeum vulgare subsp. vulgare (domesticated barley)
Lineage: Eukaryota; Viridiplantae; Streptophyta; Magnoliopsida; Poales; Poaceae
Product: histone H4
Exons: 1
Coding region: 92-403 (103 amino acids)
Biological process (GO): nucleosome assembly
Cellular component (GO): nucleosome
Molecular function (GO): protein heterodimerization activity; DNA binding; structural constituent of chromatin
Source: RefSeq, a predicted model, not a curated record
GCUCAACACCCACCGCAUCACACAUCAAUUCCCCAAUCCCCUCCAAUCUCACCCUCGGAGCAGCAGAGCCAUCCAGCGAGCGUCGCCAGCCAUGUCGGGCCGCGGCAAGGGAGGCAAGGGCCUGGGAAAGGGCGGCGCGAAGCGGCACAGGAAGGUGCUGCGAGACAACAUCCAGGGGAUCACGAAGCCGGCGAUCCGGCGGCUGGCUCGGCGGGGCGGCGUGAAGCGCAUCUCCGGGCUCAUCUACGAGGAGACCCGCGGCGUGCUCAAGAUCUUCCUCGAGAACGUCAUCCGCGACGCCGUCACCUACACGGAGCACGCCCGCCGCAAGACCGUCACCGCCAUGGACGUCGUCUACGCGCUCAAGCGCCAGGGCCGCACCCUCUACGGCUUCGGAGGCUAAGCCCUCGCGUGGUGCAGGUGCUUCGGGUGUAGUUGUGGUCAGGCGGGUCGUCGUUCUCUGGUGUGCUGGUCAUGUGUGUGCAGCUGCGUGCUGGUGCUUGUAACGAGUUCCAGAUUCUAUAAUAUGGAUAUUCAUCUUGCA